Messenger RNA from Schistocerca piceifrons (Central American locust), 2714 nucleotides. RefSeq names its product ankyrin repeat and protein kinase domain-containing protein 1-like. Lineage: Eukaryota; Metazoa; Arthropoda; Insecta; Orthoptera; Acrididae. Bases 396 to 2096 code for a protein of 566 amino acids. The transcript is spliced from 12 exons. The record is from RefSeq and is a predicted model, not a curated record. Gene Ontology annotation, molecular function: protein binding.
CAGACAGAUCGUUGCGUGUGGACGGGCCUUAACAACGUAAGCUGUCGCCCUCUGCCAUCAAGAAGCGCUACGAGCUGCAAACCCGAAGUGAGGCGAACACAACCGACUGGCUGAUAGAUCGUUACCGGGAUUUGACGUCCCUAGACACAAGUAACAAUAUAUAUAGAUAUAGGCUCUCUACCUGUCAUUGUUCGUGAAGUGCAAUAUCUGUUGCAGCAACGGUGGUAAACAUGUUUGUUUACAUACAAAAGAACAUAUUUAGUCGGAAAACGUGUCCUGCAUGACAGCUGUGGUCCCAAGAAUUGAUUUCGUAGAACUGAACUAUUAGUUCUUGAAACAAAAGGAACUACACGAUUAAAAGUCUAAGUAGCAACUGCAAUUCAGUGUAGAGGACUAUGAGGAAAUCACGGGGUGCAUCAAGAACACCUCCACUGUCAGUCGCAGUUCGUGCUGGCGAUGUCAAUGCUGUCCGGAAACUGCUCAGAGAAGGAGAAAGUCCAAACGAUUUCGAUAACCGCGGCUGGACGCCACUGCACGAGGCAGCUGCAGGAGGGCAUGUCACAUGUGCUUUAUUGUUGCUGCAUUUCGGGCAAGACAUUAAGGAUGUAAUAACUCAUGAAGGAGAAACACCACUUUUCCUGUCUGUUAAUCCAGACGCUAAACCUGAUGUAAUUAAAGUUCUUCUGAACCACUCAGCAGAUAUGAAUCUUGGCAACAAUGAACGGUUCACACCAUUGCAUAAAGCUUGUCAGCUUGAUUUGGUAGACCGUGCCCACCUGCUUUUAGAGUCUGGUGCAGAUAUCAAUGCUGCAAAUAAUAAUCAUAGCCGGCCUAUUCAUGAAGCCAUCAAAAGAAGAUCUGUGGAAAUGGUCAAUCUGUUGGUAAAAUUUGAGGCGGACCUGAGCUUAAGAGAUUCAGAUGGGCGCACACCUAUCAUGACUGCUGCUUACAUGGGCUUUCAUGAGGUCCUUAAAAAAUUGGAUACACCAGAAUUAAACAUAAUUAAUGAGAGUCAAUUCGGAGAGUCCUUAGGAGACACAGCACUGAUGUUGGCUGUUCGAGGAGGCUGUUUAAAAACAGUUGAAGUCCUUCUUGAGAUGGGUGCUGAUGCCAACAUCGUGAGGGAAGACACUCAACAAACAGCACUGCACCUCGCUGCACGGCGUGGUGACCCGAGGAUUGUUGAUCUCAUCAUAAAGGCGACAGAAAUGGAAAAAGUGGCACUGUGCAAAAAUCCUUUGAUAAAUGCAAUUGAAAGCAUGCAAGUGAAAACGAUUGAAUUGCUAUUGCAGUGGAUGCAUGCCCAUCCACAUUUAGUAAGGAAGGUUAUUGAAUGCGAAAGUGGGGUAUUCGCACAAGAUUACAAAGUGACUGGUCCUGUCUCGUACCUACUCUACUAUAAGGCUGACCACAAGGAAUUAUUGCCUGUGCUGCAUCUGCUCCUUAAAAAUGGAUGUCCGGCAAAUGUGUCCUCCGUCAAUGAAUUUCCGCCAUUAACAGCAAUUACAGCUUCAUCAGCACCUAAAAGAAUAAAGAAAGAAUGUAUUGAGAUUCUUUUAGACUAUGGUGCUGAUGCUGACCACCCAUUCCCCUGGUAUGCAAAGAUGUACCCCCUAUCAUUCCUGCCAGCAGCCUGGUAUUAUGCAUUGCGUCUUCAUCCAGGUGAGAACUGGUUGAUCAGGUUGCUGAUGUCUGUAAGCAAAAAAUGUGACCCUAAUACGCUACUCUCAGUAGUGUAUGUUUAUGCCUAUUAUAAGACAAUGCUGGUUGAUGAAGAACUAUGUGCAUGUAGGUCUACACUUCAGCAUACAUUGGAUUUAGCUCUUGAACUAGGUCCCUCAGACUAUUCCAUGAUGUUCAGCAUUUGGGCGAAAUUUAGGAAAUCAGGACCAUCUGGAGAAGGACUGACUGGAGAAGGAGUGCAAAACCAGCAAGAAGAAACUGCUCAGGAUGAUUUGAUUGUUCCAGAAAUGUUAACACCAACACCACUUGCAAAGCUAUGCCGUAUCUUAGUCCGCAAACAUUACUCUCUAUCAGCUCUGAGGAAAUAUGAUAUGCCUAGCAUUGUAAAUGAUUUCCUGAACUAUAUGUUCUGAUUUUGGGCUCUCUUUUGAAAAUAUAAUUUAUCUGCUGAGAAAAAAUUAUAUUAUAUUACACAAAAUACACUCUAUGUUUCCAGUAUAUUGUGAUAUUAAGGAUUGAUGUUCAGAAUUUCCAUUCUCAUUUUACAUGGGGUGAAAAUAGAAUUUCAUGUUAGCAUGAGAUGUGAUAUAUUGUGUAGCAACAUAAUGUUAUAUAUAAAAUGUAUGACGUGUGUGUGUGUGUGUGUGUGUGUGUGUGUGUGUGUGUGUGUGUGUGUGUCCUCUGGUUAAUAACCAUCAUCACAGUAUAAAAGUUCAUAUAAUAUUUAUGUGUCAUGUGAUUGUCAAUAUGUCAGUGAGAUAACUUGAUACAUAACUGAUAUAUCAACUUUUAUACUGUCUUGAUUACUAUUAAAGUUAUUCUGAACUCUGAAAAUGAGUUAUUCAAGAAAUACAGUUGAACAAAAAUAGUUAUAUGUUGCAGAUUUUGUGUGUCUGUCCAGUUUGAAUGAUGUGCCCUGCUUCAAAAAAACUUCAAAAAGUGUUUCAUUAUUUUACUGCUAAUAACAUUAUUCCUGACUCUGUAAUUUGGUUGUUUCAAGUAGUUUUGGAUAAAAAUAGUUGUAUGUUGCA